Ceutorhynchus assimilis (cabbage seed weevil) is the source of this 1194-nucleotide messenger RNA. Lineage: Eukaryota; Metazoa; Arthropoda; Insecta; Coleoptera; Curculionidae. The record is from the annotation of a GenBank genome assembly.
AUGAAGGAUGCCGCUUGUUUGGAUCCGAAAAACUUAUAUGAUAUUGACAAAAACGGACUUCCUAUGGACGCAUUAAAGUCAAUCGCAUCAUUAGCCAAUAUUGAUCGAGAAUUACUGUCAAAGGAACUCGAAUCUUUUGCGAAAAGUUUCAAAGAACUUUCUAAAACUAUUUGGGAUCAAUGCGUUUUAUCUCGAGAGCAACAUACAAAUGAUUCAGAUUCUCAGAGUGAGGAAGAAGACGAAGAGCAGGACGAGAUCGGCGAUAGCUGCUUGUCUACAAGCAGUCUACCAUGUAAACUUUUGUCUCAAUACAACAUGCACAUAAGUACAUACUCCAACUUAUAUGUAGCUUAUUGUGCAAUCCUCACAAUCUCAUUCACGCAACUCAGCGAAGAAGUGGGUUACGUCCUCUACUCAGCUUUGGGUUCCUUCUACAUCCCGUCCUGCAUUAUGGUCUUUGUUUACAUCCGGAUCUAUUAUGCGGCCAAGGCGCGUGCGCGUCGUGGUAUCCGGAAAACGCCACGGCGCCCUGCGGCGGCGCUUGACACUAGUUUUACAAAUUUGCAAACGAAAAACGGAGGAAACAAUAAUCCGGUCGUCCGAGUGGACAGUGCCGAACCAAGACAGAUUGCGACGAUCGAAGUGGUACCGUCAGUUCCUGCCACCAUUCCGACUGUAACUUGCGACUUGGCCAGCGAUAUUUCGACUAGCGAUCACGCCAACGACCAGCUGAAAGAGGGAGGACAGCAGGAACUCACAAAGGAUACUUUGAAGGUGGUCAACGGCGACCUUCAGCAACAAGUAGUCGUACUGUCGCCACGUCCCCGUCAACCUUCCAUAAUGGAAUCGGACAUGGUCAGCGAAUUCGACCCGAGCAGCUCCGACAGCGGCGUCGUGGUGCCGCAGUGCGCAAACGCUGCAGUCAAACCCUCCAGACUACGCAUGUGCCACUUUGGCCGAAAAAAGGCCAAAAGCGUGGUGAAAGUGGCAAAAGAAACUCCGCGCCCCCCUCGCGACCCCGAAAGGGAAAAGCGAAGGGUGGCGCGGAAAAAGGAGAAAAGGGCCACUCUGAUACUAGGGUUGAUUAUGGGAUCGUUUAUCGCUUGCUGGUUGCCGUUUUUUUUCAUGUACAUUUUGCGGCUGGCUUUUACGAUACCGCCAGUGGCGUUUUCAACGGCCUUUUGGUUGGGGUGA